Messenger RNA from Ostreobium quekettii, 1632 nucleotides. The record is from the annotation of a GenBank genome assembly. NCBI's taxonomy places the organism in Eukaryota, Viridiplantae, Chlorophyta, Ulvophyceae, Bryopsidales, Ostreobiaceae.
AUGCUGCGGCCCGAGGCCGGCAGCCGCCGGCGGCAGGGCUUCAAGAAGGGCGUGGACGCGGAGGAGGGGCGGCGACGGCGGGAGAACAACAUUGUGGCGCUGAGGAAGAACAAGCGGGAUGAGAACCUGCAAAAGAAGCGGAUGGUCAACCUGGACCAGCCGAGGCAGGAGCUGGCUGCGGGGCGGAGGGUGGCGGACCGUGCUUACCGGUUUUGUGGCCGCCUGCGAUCGCAGCUGGACGAGCUGCCAGCCAUGGUGGCGGGCGUGUGGAGCGAGAACCCGCAGGAGCAGUACGAGGCCACCACCAAGUUCAGGAAGCUGUUGUCUUUAGAGAGGAACCCACCGAUCGAGGAGGUGAUCAAGCAGGGCGUCAUCCCCCGCUUCGUUACGUUUCUGCGGUGCCAGGACUUCCCGAAGCUUCAGUUUGAGGCGGCCUGGGCGCUGACGAACGUGGCGUCGGGGACUUCGGAACACACGAAGGUGGUGAUAGACAACAACGCCGUGCCGAUUUUCGUGGAGCUGCUCAGCUCCACCAACGACGACGUCCGGGAACAGGCGGUGUGGGCUCUGGGGAACAUCGCCGGGGACUCGCCGAAAUGCCGUGACCUGGUGCUGCAGCAUGGCGCGCUGUGGCCCCUGCUUGAGCAACUGAAGGAGACCUCCAAGCUCUCCAUGCUCCGAAAUGCGACCUGGACCCUCUCAAACUUCUGCAGGGGCAAGCCUGCUCCAGACUUCGAACUGACCCGGCACGCCCUGCCAGCAUUGGCAAGGCACAUUCACAGCACCGACGAAGAAGUGCUGACAGACGCUUGUUGGGCACUGUCGUACCUCUCCGAUGGGGACAACAACAAAAUAGAGAAGGUCAUCCAGGCUGGUGUGUGCCGAAGGCUUGUGGAGCUGCUCAUGCACCCAACAGCAGGCGUACUCGUCCCUGCCCUCCGAACUGUGGGCAACAUCGUCACGGGGGACGAUGCCCAGACCCAGGUCAUCAUCAACUGUGGUGCCCUCUCCUGUUUGCUGAACUUGCUAACGACCAGCCACAAGAAGAGCAUAAAGAAGGAGGCCUGUUGGACCAUCUCCAACAUCACUGCAGGGACCCAGGAGCAGAUCCAGGCUGUGAUUGAUGCCAACAUCAUCCCUCCCCUGAUCCACCUCCUGUCGACGGCCGAGUUUGACAUCAAGAAGGAAGCGGCUUGGGCGAUCAGCAACGCCACCUCGGGCGGCACCCCUGACCAGAUCAAGUUCCUGGUGAACCAGGGGUGCAUCAAGCCCCUGUGUGACCUGCUGACUGCUGCGGAUGCCCGGAUCGUGAUGGUGGCUAUGGAGGGUUUGGAGAACAUCCUGAAGGUGGGUGAGGAGGACAAGCCCAUGAAUGGUGGCACCAACCCGUUCACCAAGCAGAUUGAGGAUGCUGAUGGUCUGGACAAGAUCGAGCAGCUGCAAGAGCACCAGAACGAGGACAUCUAUGACAAGACUGUGUCCCUCCUGGAGACGUACUUCGAGCUUGAAGAUGGGGAGGUGGAGAAUCUUGCCCCUGGGCUUGAUGUGGGCCAAGGCACAUAUGCCUUUGGCAAUGGCGGCCCUGCUGCCGGUGCCCCACAGGGAGGCUUUCACUUUGGCAACGCCAUGUAG